Molecule: messenger RNA, 2625 nt
Organism: Didymella exigua CBS 183.55
Lineage: Eukaryota; Fungi; Ascomycota; Dothideomycetes; Pleosporales; Didymellaceae
Exons: 2
Molecular function (GO): protein binding
Source: RefSeq, a predicted model, not a curated record
AUGCGACUGCUAUACUCUGCAAGCGAUGGGAGGCUCAGCUGGACCGACGACUUGCUCGGCGACCAGAUUCCCCCCUAUGCGAUCCUGUCACACACUUGGGAUGGGCAGGAGGUGGUCUAUAAGGACCUUCAGAACCACAAAGAUAUAGGGGAUGUUGAUGCAAGGCUCAAGGGGGGAUACCAAAAGAUUUUCUUCUGCGCUGCGCAAGCUAAGUGCGAUGGUCUAGACUACUUCUGGGUAGACACUUGCUGCAUAGACAAGUCAAACAACACGGAACUGUCAAAAGCGAUUAACUCUAUGUUCCGAUGGUACCAGAACGCUAGAAGGUGUUAUGUCUUCCUUUCAGACGUUGAGAACAACACUUUAGAAGGUGAUAGCGAGCCAGCGUUCAUGCAGAGCAGGUGGUUCACCCGAGGCUGGACCCUCCAGGAACUUCUUGCUCCCCACUCCGUCGAGUUCUUCUCUAAAGAGGGAGCGCGACUGGGGGACAAGGAGUCGCUCAAGCACCUCAUACACGAGGCCACAGGAAUCCCUAUCGAAGCUCUGUCAGGAAGCGACUUGUCCGAGUUCGACGUUGCCAAGCGGUUCUCCUGGGCAACAGAUCGACACACAACAGAAGAAGAAGAUGGAGCGUAUUGUCUGUUCGGCAUAUUCGGCGUCCACCUACCGCUGAUCUAUGGCGAAGGCAGAGAGAAUGCACUCGAGCGGCUGAGAAGUGCGGCUAUUCUGAAACAUAAGGACCGCAGCCAUGACCAAGAAGAGAAACUUAGCAAGAUCUGUAGUUGGCUCUCGGCGCCUGACCCGUCUACAAACUACCACAAAGCGCACAAGCAGCGGCAGGCUGAGACUGGGCUCUGGCUGCUGGAAAGCGCUAAGUUUACCGAAUGGAAGGAGAGUGCAGCGUCGCGACUAUGGCUGUAUGGGAUCCCAGGAUGUGGAAAGACGAUCCUGAGCUCUACUAUCAUCGAACAUCUGCUGCAGCACUGCCACAAUGACACUAGCACGGUGACGGUGUAUUUCUACUUCGACUUCAACGAUACACAGAAACAGGAUCCAGAGCUGAUGCUCCGCUCGUUGCUUUGCCAGCUUCUGCAGCGGUCGGUCGUGAUACCCAAGGGCGUCGAUGCGUUGUUUUCGUCCUGCAAGAACGGGCAACAGCAACCGUCAUUGCGUGCACUCCUAGACGUGACACGUCAGGUAGCGCAAGAGUUCGCGCACGUCUACGUCGUUGUUGAUGCUCUUGAUGAGUGUACUCAGCGCUCAGAGCUGAUGAACAUGCUUGAAACGGUGGCUGGAUGGCGGCUUGACAAUCUGCGCCUGCUUAUGACUAGCCGGAAAGAGCGGGAUAUCGAGAACUCCUUAGAGGAAUUCAUCAAGGAUGAUGACACUAUAUGUCUUCAGGGGGACGUAGUAGAUCAGGAUAUACAACUAUACGUUCAACAAAGGCUGCGUGUCGAUAAGGGCUUAGCAAAGUGGAACAAGGAUGCUGCUGUCAGGCAAGAGAUUGAGGAUGUUCUAAUGGGCGGAGCUCGCGGGAUGUUUCGAUGGGCCGUGUGUCAGCUGGACACACUAGGAAAGUGCUGCAAUCGAGCGAUGUUGCGCAAAUCUCUUGCUAGUCUGCCGCGGACGCUAGACCAGACAUACGACCGCAUUCUCUCCGCGAUAAGCGAGGAAUACUCUGAGUAUGCGAUGCGCAUUCUGCAGUGGCUGACGUUCUCUGCACGGCCGCUAUCCGUGGAAGAGAUCGCCGAAGUCGUCGCUAUCGACGUGGCGCGUGACCCAGCGUUCGACCGUGAUGAGGUGCUAGAAGACCCGCUGGAAGCGCUGGACAUCUGCUCUAGUCUGAUCACUAUCACGAAGAACGAAGCAGACAGAAGAUCAGGGCCUGCCCAACAGAUUAUCGCUCUAGCGCACUACUCAGUUCAGGAGUACCUCGUUUCGGACAGGAUCAGGCAAGGGUCAGCAAAGCAGUACAGCAUGCAGGAGGCCAAAUGUCACAAUGCGAUAACAAGAGGCUCUCUGAAGUACCUGAUCCAGCUCCAGCUCCCAUUAUCGAGAGAGACUUUUGAGGGAUGUGCGCUCGCAAGGUACACAGCGGAGUUCUGGAGCAGCCACCUUCGAAAGACAGGAGACGAGAUGGAACAAGUCAGUCAGCUAGCAAUGAGUUUAAUGGCCAGGGAAGAGCCCGCAUACCUCACCUGGAUCCAAUUGUAUGAUCCAGACAGUCCUUGGAUGGAACCAGAUCUUAGCAAAGGUCUCGAUAGCAUACCUAUGCCGCUUUACUACGCAGCAUUGUUGGGCUUUAGUACGAUUACAAGACUGCUGCUCCACAAAGACGCCGAGGUCGACGCACAGGGUGGAGACUACGGCAACGCACUGCAGGCAGCUUCAUACAAAGGCCAUGAGCAGAUAGUUGAGAUGCUGCUCACUAAAGGCGUAGACGUCAACGCGCAGGGUGGACAGUACGGCAACGCACUGCAGGCAGCUUCAGCUGGAGGCCACGAGCAGGUAGUUACGAUGCUGCUUGACAAAGGCGCCGACGUCAACGCGCAGGGUGGAUUCUACAGCAACGCACUAAAUGCAGCUUCGAAAGAGGGCCAUGAGCAGGUAGUCGAGACGCUGCUC